This is a messenger RNA of Phyllopteryx taeniolatus (common seadragon), 5306 nucleotides long. It is a transcript of the gene larp1, whose product is annotated as La ribonucleoprotein 1, translational regulator. Bases 245 to 3469 code for a protein of 1074 amino acids. Gene Ontology annotation, biological process: positive regulation of translation; mRNA stabilization. Gene Ontology annotation, cellular component: cytosol; cytoplasmic stress granule. Gene Ontology annotation, molecular function: RNA cap binding. The transcript is spliced from 22 exons. The record is from RefSeq and is a predicted model, not a curated record. NCBI's taxonomy places the organism in Eukaryota, Metazoa, Chordata, Actinopteri, Syngnathiformes, Syngnathidae.
UGUUCUCCCCCCCGCCCCCCCACCGUAAAGGCCAAUCGAACGCCGUUCUUUUUACAUUUUUGUUUUAUAUGUUUAAACCAAACGUGGACGUCUGUGCCUUGGACGGAAGCUCGUUUGGAAUUUAAGCGACAGAGGAGCGGCCGAACAACUUCACUUUUCCCCCUUCGAGCGAAUUCAGACCGGGGGGGAAGAAGGCGGAGGACUGGUAAUCCCGAAGGGGGUGGGAGAACGACGGAGGUUGGAAAUGGCCACUCAGGUGGAGGCUCCUCUCCUGCCGGGCAACUCGCUUAUCCAAGCGGAAGAGCACGGCAAAGUGAUCCGCGGCCAGCCGGAGCAGGAGGUCGACGGGGCCAAGCGGGGCCAGGCGGCGGGUGUCGCCGUGGAGGAGGAGGAGUGCUCCGGGAGCCCGACGGAGGCGGACGAGGGGGGCUGUGACAGCGAGGCCAAGUCCGACGACGAGAGCGUUAAAAGCCGGAAGGAGUUUACCGACGCUCCCCCGCCCAAGGUGAACCCGUGGACUAGGAAAAUGAACGCGGUGACCGUGGUCAGCGUGAACGGACAAGCACAUCACGAGUCUACGGGUCCCGCCAAGGUGGUGAAAGCAGGCAACCCCCCCAAGGCCAGACGUGGAGGAAAGGUCGGGGACUUUUGCGACGCCAAUAGCUGGCCCACCCCGGGGGAGAUCGCAACUAAAGACAUGCAGAUCGAGGCAGUGACACGGACCGUGUCCUGCCCACCGACUGUCAGGCAGGUCAAAGACACGUGGAGAUCCACUGCCUACAAGAGGACGUCCACCAAGAAGGAUACGAAGGAGAAGCGCGAGAGCAACGAGGAGAGCAAGGAGAACCUGAAGACCAGCAAGUCGGACGACUCUGGAGAGGAGAAGAACGGAGACGACGACUCCCAGAAGAACGGGCAGAAGAAGAAAGGAAACAAACAAAAGUGGGUUCCCCUGAUGAUCGAAGGUCCCCGGGAGCGCUCGGCCUCACGGAAUAACAGCAGGCAGAAUGAAAAUCCUCGCCUGCCGCCCAACGCCAGGAACGACCUCCGAGACUGGCACAGUCAAAAGUACGAGCGGGAGUGGCGCGACGACCACGACGAGGUGUCGAGCGUGAAGAGCGAGGGGGCGCCAUUCCGCGGCGGCUUCAGGGGCCGCGGGCGCGGACGUGGAAGAGGCCGAGGACGAGGACGAGGCCGAGGCCACUACGACUACCACCAAAGCUACAAGUUCUACGAUAUGAAAGACGGACCCUACGGACAGAAGUACAGCAAUUCUGUCACCUACUACUACGACAACAUGAGCAGCAGCGACCUGUACUCGGUGGACCAGCACCUGCUCAAGGACUACAUCAAGAGGCAGAUUGAGUAUUACUUCAGCCUAGACAACCUGGAGCGCGACUUCUUCCUGCGCCGGAAGAUGGAUCAAGAAGGCUUCCUGCCUAUCGGACUGAUCGCCAGCUUCCACAGAGUGCAGGCCCUCACCACCGACGUCAACAUCAUUCUGGAAGCUCUGAAGGACAGCAAGGAAGUGGAAGUGAUCGACAUGAAGAUCCGUCGGAAGGUGGAGCCCGAGAAGUGGCCCCUGCCGGGCCUCACUGUGCCCAACCACACUGACUUCUCCCAACUCAUCAACUGCCCCGAGUUCGUCCCCAGGCAGCCCACCGAGGAGCCUACAGGGUCGCUCAGGGCCUCGACACCGACGCAACACCCACCCAAGCCCGAAUCCGACACGCCCUCCAACCUGAAGACAAUGCCCAAGGGCCUCUCCGCCAGCCUCCCUGACCUAGACUCUGAGUCCUGGAUCGAGGUCAAGAAGAGGCCCAGACCUUCGCCAGCUAGGCCCAAGGUCAGCCCAGAGAAGGCGCCCUCCUCACAGCAGCAGAGGGAAAAAGACGACGCCAACCGCUCGCCACUGCCUCAGUCUGGCUCCUCGCCCUCUCCCGCCACGCCAGGAAACAAGGAGGGCGGCGAGCAGGACGAACCCGAGGAGCUGGACUUCAUGUUCGACGAGGAGAUGGAGCAGAUGGACGGUCGGCGCAACACCUUCACCGACUGGUCGGACGAGGACACGGACGGCGAGAUCAACGACCACGACGUCAACAAGAUCCUGAUCGUGACGCAGACGCCGCCCUACCUGCGCAAGCAUCCCGGCGGCGACCGCACGGGCCACCACACGUCGCGCGCUAAGCUCUCCAGCGAGCUGGUCAAGGUGAUCAAUGACGGCCUCUUCUACUACGAGCAGGACCUGUGGGACGACACGUAUGAGCCCGAGUACGCCACCAUCAAGCAAGAGGUGGAGAACUUCAAGAAGGUUCACCUGAUCAGCCGCGAACAGUUUGACUGCCUGACCCCCGAACCUCCCGUCGACCCCAACCAGGAAGUGCCCCCCGGCCCCCCGCAACCCCAGCAGAUCCCUACAGACGCCUUGGCAAACAAACUCUUCGGUGCCCCCGAGCCCUCGUCGAUAGCGCGGUCACUCCCCACGACCGUGCCCGAGUCUCCCAACUACCGCAGUGCCCGCACGCCCCGGACGCCGCGCACCCCUCACCGGAAGGACGCCACCAUGACGCCGCGCUUCUACCCAGUGGUCAAGGAAAGUCGGCCUGUUGACGCUAAGACCCCAAGGAAGCGAAAGACCCGGCACAGCUCCAACCCGCCCAUGGAGUGUCACGUCGGCUGGGUGAUGGAUUCCAGGGAGCAUCGUUCCAGAACUGCAUCCGUCAGCUCCAACGCCAGCCCGUCCGAGGGCACCCCUGCCUUGGGUAACGUGGUCUGCACGCCGCAGUCCCUCCCCAAGUUCCAGCAUCCAUCCCACGAGCUGCUCAAGGAGAACGGCUUCACGCAACACGUCUACCACAAGUACCGCCGGCGCUGCCUAAACGAGCGGAAGCGGCUCGGAAUCGGCCAGUCCCAAGAGAUGAACACGCUGUUCCGCUUCUGGUCUUUUUUCCUGCGGGAUCACUUCAACAGAAAGAUGUACGAGGAAUUCCGGCAGCUGGUGGUGGAGGAUGGCAAAGAAGGAUACAGGUACGGUUUGGAGUGCCUGUUCAGAUACUACAGCUACGGUUUGGAGAAGAAGUUCCGGCCGGAUAUCUUCAAGGACUUCCAGGAGGAGACCAUGAAAGACUACGAGGCUGGUCAGCUGUACGGACUGGAGAAGUUCUGGGCCUUCCUCAAAUAUUCCAAAGCCAAGGCCUUGGAGAUCGACCCCAAGCUGCAGGAGUGUCUGAGCAAGUUCAAGCGUCUGGAGGACUUCAGAAUUGACCCGCCAAUGGAGGAAGGAGGCCGCCGAAGACACUCGUCCAGCGGGGACAGCCGCCGCCGCCACCCCUCCCACCCUUCCAGUCGGCCCCACAGCCAGAACAGCUCCGGCUCCAGCCCCGUGGGCGCCACCGCCAAGGAUGAUGUCAAACCCGACGCCAAGACGCUCAACGGCAUCCGGAGACAAUUUUCCGAUGAGCAUGUGUGACGGACGACGGCCCUGCUGACGUGAGCGGACCAAAGCGCCUUCAAAACGAUAUUUGAUUUGCUGGAUUUUUUUUAUUUUUUUUUUUGGUGAGGAGGAGGAGAAGAAAAACAACAAAUGCUUAAAAAAAGAAUAGAGGAGGAGAAACAGACUUGGUUGAGAGUUGCCUUACUUUUAAUGGUUUUCCCAUUAUUUUUCGGAGCACGUUUUGCCAAACUGCUUGAACUGUCUUCCAAGUGUCAUUCGGGUCCUGUUACGAGUCCUGUGAGUCCCACCUUCGCUUUUGUCGUGUGGCUUUGUUCGUGCUUAAGCGCACCCGCGUCCCAUUGGAGGAGAUUCCCCGGACCUUUUAGGGAGGGGCCGGGGAUUCCUGACAUUGUUUUUGUGUCCCCCAUCCAUCAUCUUCAUCCAUCCAUCAAGGACUGGAAGAAUCAACAAUCCGGAUUACUUGAAGAAGCAGGAAGGUGCCAAGUGCUCUGGGUGGAGAUCGGGGAUUUUUUUUUUUGGGGUGGUGGGGUUUGCUCUUUCUGAUUGACCGCCCCACACAAACACAUGCAGCUCGGCUCCUCGUGGACGUCCUCCCUUCGAAAAUGUAAAUGUGAACUCGACCGAUGAAGAAGAGAACUUUUCGCAGGACGUAUUUCUGCCUUACACGUGUACGUACUCAUGAAAAUGUUAAUGCUUCUGGAUUUUGGCGGUAUCGUUAGUGUGACGGAGGCGGAAUUUUUUUUUUUCCUGUUCCUUUUCCCUUUUCCAAUUGACGUCUGGAACAUCGAAUGUGUAUUUAAAGUGACAAAAGGGAACGAAAAAAAAAGCUCAAGCGAAUCUUGUUUCAUGUUGAAAUUUGUUAACCACACCCCACCUUUUUUUUUUUUUUUUUUUUUUCUCUCUUGUCGAUUGGCGCCUACCCCCACAGUUGGAUUCGAUUUUUGGGGAACGCACAGUCUUAAAACAAAUCAGUCUACUUUCCACUUUUUUUUUUUUUUUUUUUUUGGAGCCUUCCUGUCACGCAUUGGAAAAAGACUGCAUUUCUUUGCCUUCUGUUUUUUUGUGUUCGUUCGUUGGAUGUUUUUGAUCUUCCAGUGCAAGCGGAGCCGGAUAUUCCCCCCCCCUUUCUUCUUCUUCAGGGAGACUUGGAUGAGUUUUACGAGGCUUACGAUGGAUACAUCAAUGUUUUGCGGAGGCUUGACAACAAAUGAGAGCCGGGAGAGGGGGAAAAAAAAAAGGAUAUAUAGAUAAGUGAAAACUGUGUGGUUGGCUGCAGAUGCGCUCACUCCUCCUCCACCUGUCGGGACAUUUGGAGGAUUUCGGGGACCUUGCGGGAGUUGUUCACCCCCUUGAACGAACUCUAGGGGGCGCCGCACCCUCAACGCGAGCUGGCUGCAAAAUGGUGAAGUGGUGCUGAAGAUGCAACUAGGAAAAACAAUUUAAAAAGAGCGCAGCGGCGUGUGAGGAAUAUGGCUGGUUAUGAUGUCUGCAGAAUGAAAAAGUACAAAAAUGUCAUAAAGCCAUAUGAAAUAUAACAAAACAAACAAAAAAAACUGUAUAUGAAGCAUUGAAAUUGUUCACUGCAUCACUCGAAAAUAUCUUUAGGCUUGUUCAUGAGGAAAAAAAUGUGAAAACGACCAAAAAAAAAGUGAGAAAAAAAGUAUAAAAUGGAAAAAAUGUAAACUACUUGAAUGAGAUCUUGUAUUAUAACAUUUAAUAUUCACUAUCCGCUUUGUAGGCUGAUGUGAUUCGCUAUUAUUAUUAGUGUUAUUUGUAAUUUGUAGUAAUUAUGCUUUUUCCUUUAAUAAAGAAGAAAAAAAAAACACAAAACGGACAAAAAAAACCUCAACAA